UUUUUUUUUUCUUCGCACCAUCCUUCACAUAUUACACCAUGUCUGGUACAAACAACCGAUUGGCUGUCUUCCCAACACGAAUGACACUGAGUGUUAUGAAGCAGAAGCUUAAAGGCGCUCAGACAGGGCACAGUUUACUAAAGCGCAAGAGUGAAGCUCUAACAAAACGAUUCCGAGAAAUUGUCAAGAAAAUCGACGACGCCAAACGUUUAAUGGGCAGGGUCAUGCAGGUUGCCUCGUUCUCCUUGGCGGAGGUCACGUACAUCACUGGAGAUAUCGGUUAUCAAGUUCAGGAGAGUGUGAAGAAUGCUCAGUUUCGUGUCCGUGCAAAGCAGGAGAAUGUCUCCGGUGUCAUGCUUCCUGCCUUUGAAAGUUAUCAGGAGGGAACAAAUGCCAAUGAACUUACGGGUCUUGGUCGUGGUGGACAGCAGGUUCAGAAAUGCAAAGAUACAUAUAUCAAGGCUGUCGAAACAUUAGUCGAAUUGGCAUCGCUGCAGACUGCAUUUGUUAUUUUGGAUGAAGUGAUCAAGUUGACCAACCGUCGCGUUAAUGCAAUUGAACACAUCAUUAUUCCCCGCUAUGAGAAUACGAUCAAGUUUAUUAUCUCGGAACUGGACGAGCAGGACCGUGAGGAAUUCUUCAGACUGAAGAAAGUCCAAGGCAAGAAGAAAGAGGCUGCAGCCCGUGAUACCCUGGAAAGAGAAGCUAGACAAGCUGAAGAAGGCAUGCAGGCUACCAAAGUUGGAAGCAGUACAGUUGCAGAUCCAUCAUUUGCAGACUCAGGCGAUUUACUGGGAGACGGGGACGAGGAUGUUAUUUUCUAGUCCAGUUUAUUUAUCACAUUGGAGUAAAUGGCUGCAAUACCGUUAUAGGUAGUCGAAAGCAGGGAGGUGUGUAAUAAAGUACAUGGAUUUCUAUUAAGU
Lobosporangium transversale is the source of this 923-nucleotide messenger RNA. RefSeq names its product ATP synthase subunit D-domain-containing protein. NCBI's taxonomy places the organism in Eukaryota, Fungi, Mortierellomycota, Mortierellomycetes, Mortierellales, Mortierellaceae. The transcript is spliced from 7 exons. The record is from RefSeq and is a predicted model, not a curated record. Gene Ontology annotation, cellular component: vacuolar proton-transporting V-type ATPase complex; fungal-type vacuole membrane. Gene Ontology annotation, biological process: vacuolar acidification. Gene Ontology annotation, molecular function: proton-transporting ATPase activity, rotational mechanism. The coding region runs from base 39 to 824 and encodes 261 amino acids.